Molecule: messenger RNA, 477 nt
Organism: Lodderomyces pseudojiufengensis
Lineage: Eukaryota; Fungi; Ascomycota; Pichiomycetes; Serinales; Debaryomycetaceae
Gene: ARC15
Product: Arc15p
Exons: 1
Coding region: 1-477 (158 amino acids)
Biological process (GO): regulation of actin filament polymerization; Arp2/3 complex-mediated actin nucleation
Cellular component (GO): Arp2/3 protein complex; cytoplasm; actin cytoskeleton
Molecular function (GO): actin filament binding
Source: RefSeq, a predicted model, not a curated record
AUGUCAUCAAGAGAUUGGAGAUCAAUAGAUAUAGAUGCAUUAGAACCAGAAAAUCAUAUAACAAAAGAAGAAUUAAUACCACCAAAUUUACCAACAUAUUCAAAUCAAGAAAUUCAAGAAGUUGCUAAUCAAAUAAGAUCACAAUUAUCACAAGGAAAAUUCCAACAAGCUUUAGAAUUGGGUUUAAAUAAUAUACCAUUUGGUUCAACCACACAAAUAAAAGAAAUUCAUCAAAAAACAAUAUUUGAAAUUUUUUGUUCCAUCAAGAAUAAUAUAUCAAAUAAUGAAAUUGACGAGAUAAUAAAAAAUUUAAAUCAAGAACAACAAGAUAAUUUAAUUAAAUAUUUAUAUGUUAAUAUGUCUACUUCUUAUGGUCAAAAACAAGGUGGUUUAUUAUUAAAUUGGUUUGAAAAAAUUAUUGAAAUUGUUGGAAUUGGUUCAAUUGCUAGAUAUUUAACUGAUAGACGAACUGUAUAA